Messenger RNA from Cariama cristata (Red-legged seriema), 238 nucleotides. RefSeq names its product lin-52 DREAM MuvB core complex component (gene LIN52). Gene Ontology annotation, biological process: regulation of DNA-templated transcription. Gene Ontology annotation, cellular component: DRM complex. Lineage: Eukaryota; Metazoa; Chordata; Aves; Cariamiformes; Cariamidae. The transcript is spliced from 3 exons. The record is from RefSeq and is a predicted model, not a curated record. The annotation marks the transcript as partial.
UGCCGGGAGAGACGCUUACCCCUCGCUGCUUUUCCUUUUCUCUUUCCAGUGCCUGGGGUUGCCGAGUUCGCCGCCUCCUUCAAAAGCCCUAUUACAAGUUCUCCUCCUAAGUGGAUGGCUGAAUUAGAAAAUGAUGAUAUCGAUAUGUUAAAGGAGUUGGGGAGCCUCACUACAGCUAACCUGAUGGAAAAAGUUCGUGGCCUGCAGAACCUGGCUUAUCAGCUGGGACUGGAUGAAU